ACACCGUUUUUCGCUACAAAAUCGAUUGCAUCGGCCAGCUUAUGGCGCAUUCGUCGAUCGCCGUGCAGUUGCGCAAGUACGGUGUGUGAACCUAGCUUAGACAAAGAUUGAAUUGUUUUUUUUUCGUUCGUAAUCUGGUUCAAAACGUAAACAGACGGUUACCGAGGAUUAGUGUGUGCCCUGGUGUUUCGAACUGUGUUGUAGUGAAUGUAUAGCGAGGUGUAGGGAUUCCCUUUCAAACAACCGAAUAGUAAUGAGAAAAUCCGUGAGCAAGUGUCCUGCCGGCGUAGGGAGGCUGCUGGCGUUGUCAGUGUUGGUUUGUUGGAGUUUCCGGCCCGUCGCUGGACAGCUCGACGGGAGCUUCUGGUGGAUGAACAGCAAUUUGCUGAAGCAGGCCGAGGCGUUACGUGAAUCGAAGGAUGUCAAAGCGAUUGUCAUAACGAAAGACUCGGAGCUGGACGAGGUGCGUGUCGGGGGGAACUCGCUUGUGGACAGCGAUUCGCCGGAUUGUAUCUGCGUGCCGUUGGGCCGGUGUGCCGGAAGCGGCACCAAGCCUACAGGCAGAGAUGGUUUAUGCGGAACAGAAAGUGUUUGCUGUCGCAGAAAUCAAAUUGUCACUAUCGAUGCGACAACCACGACUCCAACAACGACGACAUCUGCUACCAUCGGAUCAACCGUUUCUACAACAAAACUAAAGCCAGUGGACAGUUUGAUUUUUGAUUCUGAUGGGCCAUCGUUAAGUUUACCAGAAACCGUAUCCUAUAAGCCUAUCCCGCCUAACGAGAGUGCGCAUGAUCCGGCUCUGUUGCUCGAGUUAUCUAAUCUCCUUUUGAGUCAUAGUAUAGCGGACACAUUCGAUGCGUCUAACAAUAAUGCACUAGAAAUAGAGCCAGCAUCUACAAGCGGGUCCAACAAAGAGGGCAAUUCCGAGACGACCACUAUUAAGCCAGCAGAGAUAAUUGAUGUCCACAGCCAAUGCGGCAUUAAGCGUAAUCAUGUUACAAGCCGCAUUUACUUCCAGGAUGAAGACGAUGAUGUACCAAAAGAGCCGGUGUUUGGUAUGACAGAAUAUGCAGAGUUCCCCUGGACAGUUGCCAUUUAUCAACUAAUACGCAAUGGUACAUUUGUAUACCACUGUGGAGGAGCUCUUCUUAAUAGAAAAGUGGUUGUAACGGCUGCCCAUUGCGUAUCCAAUAAUCGACUCCAUCCUAGCCGAUACGUUGUGCAUGCCGGGGAUUGGGAUCGAAGACAUAAACAGGAAAGACUUCCUCACCAGGAAAGGACCGUUUCCCGGAUAGUAGUGCACCCAAACUAUUACUCCGGAGCGCUAUUUAAUGAUGUGGCGCUACUGUUUUUCGACGAACCAUUCAACGACAUGACGGCUAAUGUUGGCCCUAUUUGUCUCCCGAGCGCAGCAAACAUGUCCAGCUACAGUAACUGUGUGGUUACCGGAUGGGGCGGAUCACCAAAACAAAAUAGAGCGCAAAGUGUACAGCAGUUUUCCAAGCUAGCACUGCUUGAUCAAGCCCAUUGUGAGGCAAAACUACGAGAUCAGCCAUCGUUAGGUAGAAAAUUUAAGCUACACGAAAGCUUCGUGUGCGCCGAUGUUGAUGUAACCGUUGAUUUAUGUCAAGGUUCUGGCGGAAGUCCACUAGUAUGCGAGAAAAACGGACAUUAUCAUCUCAUAGGUUUGGUGUCGUGGGGAAUCGGCUGUGGGGACGGCAUACCGUCCGUUUUAAGUAAUGUUUCUGCCUUGAGCGAAUGGAUAAUAGCCAAUGUUUCCUGAUGCAUUCAACAUAAGUAUUUUAAACAAUAUAUUGCAAACACCAAAUGUAUCCAUCUAAGAUGCUCUAAUAGGAAUACUCAAUUUAAUUACAUUUAUCUUUAAUUGAUUAAUAUUAGACAUUUAGAUGCAAAAUGGAUUAUUACUGAAGUCAUCAAAAUUGUGUAGUUUGAA
Anopheles coustani is the source of this 1957-nucleotide messenger RNA. RefSeq names its product serine protease 44-like. The record is from RefSeq and is a predicted model, not a curated record. Gene Ontology annotation, molecular function: serine-type endopeptidase activity. Gene Ontology annotation, biological process: proteolysis. The transcript is spliced from 4 exons. Lineage: Eukaryota; Metazoa; Arthropoda; Insecta; Diptera; Culicidae. The coding region runs from base 254 to 1786 and encodes 510 amino acids.